Trypanosoma conorhini is the source of this 1239-nucleotide messenger RNA. RefSeq lists its product as uncharacterized. The transcript has a single exon. The coding region runs from base 1 to 1239 and encodes 412 amino acids. NCBI's taxonomy places the organism in Eukaryota, Euglenozoa, Kinetoplastea, Trypanosomatida, Trypanosomatidae. The record is from RefSeq and is a predicted model, not a curated record.
AUGCGCCGCAUGCAGGCCGUGGGGCGCGCCGCUCUCUGCACCGCGGCGCUUCAGCCGUCGUCGUUGCUGGCGUCGCCGCCGCAAGGGCAGAGGCGCCAAGCGGCGUUCAACGCCGCGCCCAAGAAGCCGAGUGGGCUGCGCAGUUUCUUUAGGCUGGCGGACAUGUACAGUCCGGGCAAGUACACUUCAAAGGACCUGCCGAAGGGGCCGGGGGCGUCGAACCAGCCGUGGGACCCGGUUUACGCCAACUACGCCUUUCGGAAGGCCACGGGGCCGCUGGAGCGAAAGCAGAACACGACUCCAGACGACCACCUUACCGUGGAAGAGGUGGAGAAGUGGAUGGACGCCACCGCCGCCGCGAAGGUGCUGGGCAUCAAGGAGUCCGAGCUGCCGACACUGACCUCCACGCAGCUGGAGGAGCGCUGGGCGAAGGUCUACGGCGAGCGCGCGAAUGCGCUGCAGCAAGAGACGGUCAUUGCGGCGGAGGUGUUGUUGGAGUACAUUGACUCCUCACUGCAUCGCAAGAAAUCCCGGCAGUAUUACCGCCAGUACGUUGACAACGCCCGGCACGCGAUUGACCACGAGAUUGACCUGCGGCGUCAGGGACACCGGCAGAAGUUCACUUACGUGUUUGGCGUGGCAAUGCUCACCGGGUGCAGCGUGGUGAUGUGUAUUGCCUUCUUCCGCGAUAUUAUUACUCGCAGAGACGUGGAGAACAUUGGCGCCAACGCGGUGGCGUACCUCAGCAUGGCCUUCACCCAGGCGACCAACCCCGAGCCGGCCCCCGACUACUCCACCCGCUAUCGCAACACCCCCACCGCGAUGGAGAUCGAUCAGCGGGAAGGCAACUUCGGCCACGCGGACCCUGCGCGGGCGCAGCUUGCGGCGGAGGUCGAGGAGUACCGCCGUCAGGAGGAGGCCGAGAUGCUGCGGAUGUUCAACGACGAGAACGAGCGUGCGCAGAAGGAGGCGAAGGUGCGGGAGGUGCGUGGCAGCCGAGUGCGUGUGUACCGUCCCGAGGACUUUGAUGAGGCCGGUGAGUUGAAGGAGCCUGCGCCGCCCAAAAAUGAGCUGGACCCCGCGGCUGCCUUCUCGCAAAUGACAUUUCGGCAGUUUGCCGCCAUGAUGGCGUCGCAGUUUGGCGGCGGCUCCCGGUUUCAGCGCAUCACGCAGGACAGUGUGCGGCGCACGGAAGAGAUGGAGAAGAUGCGGAAGCGCAUGGACGAGACGAAUGUGUAG